Messenger RNA from Salvia splendens (bonfire salvia), 756 nucleotides. RefSeq lists its product as uncharacterized. The record is from RefSeq and is a predicted model, not a curated record. Lineage: Eukaryota; Viridiplantae; Streptophyta; Magnoliopsida; Lamiales; Lamiaceae. Bases 19 to 591 code for a protein of 190 amino acids. Gene Ontology annotation, molecular function: zinc ion binding; nucleic acid binding. The transcript has 2 exons.
UUCCUCGAGGCCAUUGAUAUGAAUUUCGCAAGCAAUGAAAAGGCCGAAACGGCUUCAUUGAUGCAUAAACUUGUGACUAUGAGGUAUAAUGGCCGAGGGGAAAUUCGGGAGCACAUUAUGGAAAUGUCAAACACUGCUUCAAAGCUUACGGCACUUAAUUUGACGAUCAGUGAUGAUCAAUUAGUGCAUUUGGUUAUGAUAUCUCUUCCUCAUCAAUUUGAUCACUUCAAAGUUAGUUACAAUACUGUGAAGGAUAAAUGGUCAUUGAAUGAGUUGAUUUCUCAUUGUGUUCAAGAGGAAGAGAGGUUGAAGCAAAGUAAGACAGAAAGUGCUCACUUAGCAACAAGCUAUAGGGGUAAACGAGGAAAGGACAAGGGAAAGAGGAUUGUUUCCGAGUUCGCUAAGGGGAAGAGGAUUCUUCCCGAUUCCUCCAGAAAUGUUGCCGGUCCAUCUGCAAAACAGUUUAAGAAGGAAAGAUCAGGUUCAGUUUGCUUCUUUUGCAAGAAAGAUGGACACAAGAAGAAUGAUUGUGAAGAAUAUCACGCUUGGCGCGUGAAGAAGGGGUUGCCUCCAGUGCCGAAAGCCGAUUGAUGCUGAAAGAUUCAUCUAUGUGGGCGAUGGCAAACAAGUUGAAGUGGAGGCAAUAGGCACAUUUAGAUUAUUACUAAAAACUGGUUGUUAUUUGGAUUUAGAACAGACAUUUGUUGUACCGUCAUUUAGACGGAAUUUAAUUUCUAUUUCUGUAUUGGACAAAUU